Ornithorhynchus anatinus (platypus) is the source of this 431-nucleotide messenger RNA. RefSeq names its product cancer/testis antigen 83 (gene CT83). NCBI's taxonomy places the organism in Eukaryota, Metazoa, Chordata, Mammalia, Monotremata, Ornithorhynchidae. Bases 29 to 415 code for a protein of 128 amino acids. The transcript is spliced from 2 exons. The record is from RefSeq and is a predicted model, not a curated record.
CGAGGGGUUCUGGUUCUGUCCAGAUGGGAUGGAGGCGGAGAGCAUGGCCCUCGGACUGCUGUCCCUGGGACUGGGCGCCGGCGCCCUGGGUCUCCUGAUCUGCACCCGUGGCUGGAGGCGCUUCAAGAAAGGUGUCUGGUUGGAGAGGCGGAAGACCGGGGCAGCGGCGCCACUGGGCCUGGCAGGGGGAGGUGAGAGGGAGCUGACGGUGGGCAGCCUGACCCAAGACAUCCUGAUGGAUUUCCCGCACUCGGCGGCUGUGCAGAAGAGGGUUCUGAUCAACCUGCGGUUGGUGGAGGGCAGGCUUCAGGAGCUGCAGCAGUUCCUGCUGAUCAAGGGCGCGACCCUGGCCCCGACCGCCCGGAACAGCAGGCCAUGCUGCCGGAACGGCAACGUCCGCUGCCCGGAACAAUAAACUACGUUUCCACUUC